Penicillium maclennaniae is the source of this 1230-nucleotide messenger RNA. RefSeq lists its product as uncharacterized. The transcript is spliced from 3 exons. The record is from RefSeq and is a predicted model, not a curated record. Bases 1 to 1230 code for a protein of 409 amino acids. NCBI's taxonomy places the organism in Eukaryota, Fungi, Ascomycota, Eurotiomycetes, Eurotiales, Aspergillaceae.
AUGGAGGAUAUCGUGGUCCCUUUGUUCUUUAACUCCUAUCUCUACCUUCCAAAGGAUCCCCACGUUCAGAAUGGCUAUAUGGAGAUAUUGCCGUCCCUAUACUCUAAUACUGAACCCGACUCAUGUCUUUUCAUCAGUACAUUGGCCGUUGCUUUCUAUUCCGUCGCCGCGUGGACCGGUUCAGAACCCUUACUCCGUACUUCGGAGCAAUACUUUACAAAAGCUUUACCGAAGAUUCGAGACGCCUUGCAAAGGAAUGAAGAGAGUGAAUUGGAUAGCACACUUACGGCUAUCCUGUUGUUGGGCACUUAUGAGGAAUUCGUUGCCAUCAAACACUGGGAGCUUCCUCUCAAGGCACAUCUACGCGGCGCUGUUGCUUUGAUCAAUAGUAUCAAAGCGAGGAGUCCACUUUAUUCCUCAUCCUCUCCAAUUUACAACGCCGUGGAGAGUCAAAUCAUCAAGACAACCAGAGCCCUAGAAAGUCCGAUGGUCCCAGCACCCAAAUUAUGGCCUUUAUCGUCAUCAAACACCGACUCCUUCCCCUCGCCUCGGCUCCUAUUCCAAUUAAGUGCCUCCCAACUAGUAAAUCUCCGCCACGCCUGGGAAGAGACGCUGGCCCAACCCGAUCCUACCGCCCAUGCAACCGCAAUUCUCAAUAAAGCUACAGACAUUGAAAACAGUCUAAUCUUCUGGUCCCAUCGGGUUCCCCAACACUGGGUCCCCGUCGCCGCAAGCUUGAUUCCCCAAUCCGUCCGCGAUGCAGGCAUCUACCGCAACCGAUGCGACUGUUAUUCCGACAUGUGGAUCGCAGCAACAUGGAAUAAUUACCGAGACUGUCAGAUCCUUGUCCAGACCAUUAAACUUAGCUGUCUUCGCAUCCUGCCAUCACAUGAUCCAGACAGCCCAAGCAUACAGGCCGUGAUUGCGAUAAUUCACAAGCUGGCCGAAGAUAUUUGUGCAUCUGUUCCUUUCUUCCUGGGAAGUCAAAUGGAGUCAGUGCACAUGAAGCCUGGUCUUGUGGAUUAUCCACUCGCGGAAACUAGACCUGUGACUAUUACGCAUAAACAGGCGGCGCCGUUAAUGGGCGCUUGGUUUCUAUUUGCUGCCUUGAGAAAUCUGCAAAACACUGAUCUGGCAUUGCCUGUGGAGCAGCAGAGGUGGAUUCAGGGGCAAGUUAAUCGCGUUUUAGGGAUCUAUUUCCAGCGGCCAGAAAUGCUCGUGGAAUUGUGA